AUGGCUCCCGAACUUCCUCCUUGGAGGACAAGGGUUCAACGGUACGGUCGAGAAUAUGGCUCCUACAGACUUGGACAAUAUUUGUUUCCCCACGACGAAGCAGAAAAGAGAAGGAUGGAUAUUGUGCACACAAUGCUCAAGGUCCUCAGACCCAAGGGCCGACGAAUUACGGAAGUCCCGCAUGAAAUUCUCAAAAUCCAAACAGACGGAUGGGACGGGCGACCACGUCGGCCUCGGGUCCUCGACUUGGGUUGCGGCACCGGCAUCUGGUUAAUAGACAUGUCGAAGGACUUCAAGGAGGCUGAGUUCAGAGGCGUCGACAUACAGUUUCAGGGCCCGCCAAAUCCGAGUGACUCGGUCGACUAUACCGUCCCUUGGGAUUACGAAGGACCAUGGGCUUUGGGGGAGGCGUCAUGGGACCUGAUCCACCUUCAGAUGGGGUUGGGCAGUGUUUCGAACUGGGAGUCUCUAUUUCACAAGAUUUUUGCCCACCUCGUUCCCGGUGGUUACUUCGAAUGGGUCGAGUUCGACUUUGAGCCUCGAUGUGACGAUGGCACGCUACAGCAGGGGAAGCUGACGGAGUGGUGGGAACUCUACAUCAAGGCUACGUACGAGGCAGCCGGUCGCCGUCUUCACUGGGACCCGACAGUGGACGAGACAUUGAACCGCGUCGGGUUCCGGGAUGUUAGACAUGUCGUAUUCCAUAUUCCGUUGAAUAACUGGGGCCAAAACGAGAACGACUACAUGCGUCGCAUGUCAGGAUGGUGGCAAUUGAUGAUGGGUCCAGAUGGGAACGGCGCAGGUCCCCACGGCGGAGGUGCCUACGAACAAGGUGCCUACGGCCUCGAAGCCAUCAGCCUUGCUCCUCUGUGCAAGUUUUCCAAUUGGCCUCCUGAUCACGUUAGACGCCUUUGCAACGAAGCACUGGCCCAGGCUGCUGAUACCAAUGUCCAUUUCUACAACCAAAUUCAUAUCAUCACGGCCAGAGCACCUCGCCGUAACGAACAAUAA
Messenger RNA from Cladophialophora bantiana CBS 173.52, 1011 nucleotides. RefSeq lists its product as uncharacterized. Bases 1 to 1011 code for a protein of 336 amino acids. The transcript is spliced from 2 exons. Lineage: Eukaryota; Fungi; Ascomycota; Eurotiomycetes; Chaetothyriales; Herpotrichiellaceae. The record is from RefSeq and is a predicted model, not a curated record. Gene Ontology annotation, molecular function: methyltransferase activity.